AACGGAGGCUGCACACUUUUGAAAACCCGUUUCACAUGACAUCUUCUUGGGGAGCACUCUUAGACACACACAGGCCAUCGUUUUGAUGUCCUUGACCUACUUAUGUUGUAACUGAGCUGUUAUUUUCUGCUUCUUCAGUGAGGAUUUGCAUGACUUCAGUGAAGUUUUUUUGCAACAUUAUUUCACUUGAAUUAUAAAUAGAUAUUCAGCUCUUUCCUGUGUGUUUUUCACACAUCUGCCACCAUGUGCCUUCUGACAGCUGCCCUGCUGUUGUCUUUACUUGAUUCCAUUUUCUGUGUUCAGUUUAUGGCACCUCUGAACAUGGGAGGAGUCACAGGGCAGGUGUACUUUAACUCCACCUCCGGUAUGGCCACUGUCAACGUCUCAGGCGCUGGGUCCUGUAGUUCAGUCAACUUCUCCCUCAGUGAGUUCCCUGUCAAGUAUGGCCAUUUUGCUCAGCCCUGUUCCAAGGCACACAUUGGCUCGAGCAUCUUCACUUUCAUGGCCGAUCCUUCCUCAAACCCCUCCAUCAACGUGUCAGGCCUCUUUGAACAAAACUCAAAUCUGGACGACUUCUCGCUGACUUUGUAUACGUGUAACGGCACGAAAGUAUGCACGGCUGUAAGUCAAGGUCAAACGCUCAAGACUUAUCAGGCCAGGUUCAACAUACCCAUCGCGGGUAAUGUUUACAUUCGCCUUAACAAUGGAAACAAUGAUCCCAGGCUGCUUGCAGACCUAGUUACAAUCGGUCAGGUCAAUGCCUCAAAAUCUAAUGUCACUCUCUUUGCAUCUCCAAGCUCUGCUGCAAGCUGCAGUGUUCUUUUGGGAAGCUUAGAUUCCUCAACUUUGACCACUCUGGGUGUUGUGAAAGUCGGUACCCCUCUGAUGCCUGCGAAAUCCCGUCUGGACCUGACCAGCUUCAACAUGAACUAUCGAUUUCUUCUCCUCAAGACAGGGUCGAGUUAUAAGUGUGCCAAGAUUUAUCCUGUACCUGAGAAACAGGUCAGUGCUGUUGUUAAUAUGAGAGGGAUCAAAGGAUACUUCAGCUUCCGUCAGGCUUCCCCAUUUGAUGCAACAAAGUUGAUGGUGAAUCUGACUAACUUACAGAGCAAAGUCGGCCCUUACCACGUCCAUCAUUUUCCUCUCCCCUCAGUCAGGUCACCUUCAUAUAGCCGGUGCUCAAAUGAUAAUGUUGGUGGCCACUGGAAUCCAUUCGGUGUUGACACGAAUGCCCCAACAUACCCAGAAAUGCCCGGUUCAACGCAUGACAUGUAUGAGAUCGGUGAUCUCAGUGCCAAGCAUAUGUCGCUUGCAGGUGCAAAUGAGGUGAACAUGAUGUUCACAGACUACAACCUUCCUCUUUUUGGAAGGAACAGCAUCGUAGGUCGCUCAGUUGUGAUCCAUCAACCAGAUGGUGCCAGGUAUGUUUGUGCCAGCAUCAGUUAUCCUGGUGAAGUGAUUGUAGCGAGAGCCAGAUUUCAGUUCCCUGUGGUUGGUGAGAUCUGGUUCACCCAGCUGAUGAACAACCCUCUGUCAGACGUAUCCAUCUUCAUGGAUCUGGUGUACGGAAAUUCCUCAAUGACACCAACCAAAAACCACAACUGGCAUGUUCACACCUACCCCAUCAGCUCAGAAAGAGAUGAUGAUGAAAAUCGCUGUGGCUCAGUAGGAGGACACUGGAACCCAUUUGACAUCAACACAACAGACAGCAGCUAUGCUCUCCACUGUAACCCAUCCAGGCCCUUUUCUUGCGAGGUGGGAGACCUUUCCAGCAAACACAGCACCAUCAACCUCGGCACCAAAGUGGGCGGAGUGGAAGCAAAAAACUUCUUCACUGAUGUCACAUCUUGGGUGCCCGAGGCAGGCAUUAUUGGUCGUUCAGUGGUCAUCCAUCAAGCAGAAAGAGGAGGGCCGAGGAUUGCUUGUGCCAAUGUCACAAUGGUGCGAGUCCCUAAAGCUAGCUUAGGUACCUGGUUUGGCUCCCAAAUACAAAGCGGCCAGAUCAAGUUCACCCAGGCUGUCCCACUCGGACCCACAACUAUAAAUGUAUCUCUAAUUAACCUGAACUCCUCAGCUGCGGGUUACCAUGUCCACAUACUGCCAGUCAAACCUGGUAGCUCAGACCCUUGCUCCAACGCAAACAUCUUGGGCCACUACAACCCGCUAGGCUGGAACAUAUCAAACAGCCCCGGACCUGGAGUCGGCACAGUGGACCAGUAUGAGAUUGGUGACAUAAGCGGGAAGUUUGGGACGCUGGCUGGCCUCAAUAAGUCUAUGGCUGUAUACAUGGAUCCCAACAUGCCAUUAUAUGGACCCUUCAGCAUAGUUGGAAGGUCGGUGGUGAUUCACGCACCUAACGGAUCAAGAAUUCGGUGUGCUAAUAUCUCAGCUGAAAGAAAUUCAGAUGGACGAUGGAUUAUUGCCAAGGCAGUGUUCAACGGCAGCGUGAAUGGGACAGUUAUGCUGCGGCAGCAGAUGUUUCCUGAUGGGAGUAGCAGUGAUGCCAUACUGGAGGUGAACCUAAAAGCAUUAAAUAUGUCUAAUGCAUCCCUGUCCAUCACCACCAACCCCAGCACCACCACCCGACAGUGCAGCAGUGGGGGAGGCACAUUCAAUCCCUUCAACAUGACGUCAAUGAGCUCCAACUGUUCACUAUUAACCCCUCUGAGCUGUGUGGUGGGAGAGCUGUCUGCAAGACACGGUGCAGUCAGCCUGACUGAGCGACAGGUCUUCACUGACAGCAUCAUCGAGCUCUCUGGACAAAACUCUGUGGUCCAAAGAUCUGUACUGCUGAAGAACGGAUCCAGCAUCAUUGCAUGUGCCAACAUUAUCCCAGAAUCCCCUUCAGCAAACCAGACUUUCCCCAGAGUGGCUAACUUUAGCUCAUAUGACUUCCGCAAUAGGGUUGCAAAUGUCCUGAAUCUGACAACAGCGACAGUCACCAUUCUGCAUGGCUCUCCCCACACUGCAGCUAACACAAGGUGCCAGCGAGUCGAGUACAUGGUAUCUGGGGAUGUCAGCGCUGAACGUCUGGCGUCCGUCAAAAACAGCGAGAUGAUGGGUGUGUACAGAGAGUCUGAAACUUGCAGUUUUGCAAGUCGGCUGCUGGCGCCAGGAACUUUCCUGCUUGGCCUGAUGUUUGCUGCUGCCUGCCUGCUGCCAUCUACUGUUUCCUUAUAGCUCCAAGAUUUGGCCACACCAUGCAUCAUCAGCGUGGAUACAUGGAUCCUCACACUGUAAAACUGUGAAUAUGUUUAUGAAAUGUAGCCCACCAAAUGAUACAAUGGUCAUCUGAUUCAUUAUCAAGCCAAUUAUAACUGUGUUUCUUUAAACAGCUUACUUUUUGUAGCAAUCAUUUUAGG
This is a messenger RNA of Plectropomus leopardus (leopard coralgrouper), 3362 nucleotides long. RefSeq names its product Copper-only SOD repeat protein (gene cusr). Gene Ontology annotation, molecular function: metal ion binding. The record is from RefSeq and is a predicted model, not a curated record. Gene Ontology annotation, biological process: superoxide metabolic process. NCBI's taxonomy places the organism in Eukaryota, Metazoa, Chordata, Actinopteri, Perciformes, Serranidae.